GCCUGCGCCUGCGCCGUUUGUGUUGGCCCGAUGGGGAAGUACAUGAGGAAGCGCAAGCGCAACGUGGGGAGGACGACGCCGGCCGCGGAGCACGGCGUGAGGACGCGUGCCCAAUCCGACGCCGUCGCGAGCACAGCUUCUGCGGCGGCGGCGGCGGCGCCCAAGAGGCCGAGGAAGCAGACGACGGCGGCAGUGACUGGGAACACCAGCGGGGCAGCGGCGCCAGGGUCCUGCUACCUGCACCUGCGGACCAGGAGGCUGCAGUUCCUGCCCGGGGGUGAGGGCGAGGUGCAGCGUCCGGUGCCGCCGUUGCCUGCGGCGGCGGCACAGCGGUCGUCGUCUGUAGCUUCCGGGGAGCCGGUGGAGGGUGCCGGGAGCUCGAGGUGCUCCAGCACGGCGUCGUCUUCGGUGGACGUCGUCGUCCUGGCGGUGGCACCGGCUAGCGAGAGGGGCGGCGGUGAAGCGGAGGAGGCACGCAACGACGACGACGACUACUGCGGCGACGUCGAGAGCGUCGUCAGCGACUCGGCCGAGUGCUGCCGCCGCGACAGGAGGAGGGAGACGACGCCGUCGAGCCAGGCACGGGUAGAUCGUCCCUGCAGCGACGAGGAGUGCAGCCAGGCCGCAGACGGCCCAACGCGCCACCGUCGGCGACGGAAGGCUUUGGCGGCCACCGCGACAGCCGCGGUCGCUUGCAGAGCGAGGGCGACGCCACCGGCAGAAGAGAUCGAGCAGUUCUUCGCGGCCGCGGAGAAGGCCCAGGCCGAGCGCUUCGCAGCCAAGUACAAUUUCGACGUCGCACGCGGGCUGCCGCUCGGCGCCGGCCGGUACGAAUGGACCCCGGUAGCCAGCGGUUGGUGACGACGCACGUGCGCGUGCGCGCCGGCCGGAAAGCUAGCGGCGGUGGCGCAGAAGAAUGAGUAGCUAGGAGGAAGGAGACGCCACUGGGAAAGUGGGACGAGCGUACAGACGAUAAAAGGACUGAAGGAGAGCAGAGACAGAGCAUUUUCACAGCAGUAGCUGUAGCUCCCCCCCUGUUUUGUUCAGAAUUCUGCUGGUGAGUGUAACUCCUGCUUCUGCACAGCCGGCAUUCAAUAUGUCCAGUACAGUUCCACAUCAGCUGACGCCGCCACGACAGUUUUACCACACCGUCACCUUGUUUUUGCUGACAACGCCUCGGUACCUCGCAGUCUUUUUGUUGCUUUC
This is a messenger RNA of Zea mays, 1206 nucleotides long. Its product is annotated as cyclin-dependent kinase inhibitor 1. Gene Ontology annotation, molecular function: cyclin-dependent protein serine/threonine kinase inhibitor activity. The record is from RefSeq and is a predicted model, not a curated record. Gene Ontology annotation, cellular component: nucleus. NCBI's taxonomy places the organism in Eukaryota, Viridiplantae, Streptophyta, Magnoliopsida, Poales, Poaceae. Gene Ontology annotation, biological process: negative regulation of cyclin-dependent protein serine/threonine kinase activity. The coding region runs from base 31 to 861 and encodes 276 amino acids. The transcript is spliced from 4 exons.